Styela clava is the source of this 2243-nucleotide messenger RNA. RefSeq lists its product as uncharacterized. The record is from RefSeq and is a predicted model, not a curated record. Lineage: Eukaryota; Metazoa; Chordata; Ascidiacea; Stolidobranchia; Styelidae.
GAUUAUGGUAUGUUAGACCUCGAAUUUUGGUUUUGUAGAUGAGAUAUUCCGCUUAUUAGUUUGCUUUCAAUAUGCCUAUGUCAUGAUAAUAACUUGUAUUUUUAAAAGCUUAGAUUUUAAUAUUAAUGAAAUUAUUCAAUAGAAUAAAGCCAAGCAUAGAGCAAUUUACGGUAACAUCGCAUUCCGACAUGAGGAUACCUAAUAAAUUAUCCAAUAACCUCCACUAAUGAAACCUAGUAUUCUAUUUAGAUUCAGACAUGAGCAUAGCUACAUAAUUAGGAAAAUACUGUUGAAAACAUGGCGACAAAUGGCGUGAAUUUUAACGGUACUUCGGAAAGCAGUCUUCUUAAAAACAUUCUGAACAUCGACGCCAACGAAAAUGUUGAUGCAACACUCGUCGAAAUGUACAGAGAUUUAAUAUUCACAGCAGAGAGACUGAAAACUGGAAUACAAACAGCGGUGGAACAUGAUGCAAAGUUGGCGGCAGAAAGAGCCGGGGAGGAAGAAGAAGAGGAGGAGGAGGAGAAAGAAGAAGAGGAAGAUGACGAGAAUAGUGAAGAAGAGCUUGAUGAAGAGGACGAAGAUUCUCCUAAACGAAAGGAUAAAAAGAAGAAAACAAAGAGGCCGUUGUCCGACAUCGCUCAACUGUUGGAAGCUUUGUCUCUUGACAAAAAACAGAAGCAACAUCUAUUAAUAAAGAAAGCUAUUUUACUCAAAUUUGAAGAAGCAUUGUUUGGAAACAACAAUAUUACGAUGACGCUUGACUUGAGGCAAGUUGGCGGCGACGGAGAAAAGGAUGGAAAACUUGAACAAAUUCUACAAUGCCGAGAUUUGACGAAAUAUAUUCCGAAAGUACAAACAGAAAAUGGAAAUUCGUUAGAAUUUGCCGAAAAAGCAAAACUUCAAGAAUGCGUGAAUGUAGCAAAAAAUCCAACAGAUAUUUUAGGAGUUCUGAGACCAAAAACCCCGAAGAAAAUUGCUUCAAAUUUAAUAAAGCAGCAAUAUAAUAUAAGAUGGAAUACAAGCUCGGGCGAAGUUGAACCUUUUGAUUUCUACAAGCUUGAGAAGCAUUUCCGUAAAGGAAAUGUACGAAAAGCAUACGUGCAAACUUUAUUAUACGAACAUAAAGUUGUACUCGAAAAUUUCCGACAGCGAUUAAAAAAAGAUGCUGUGGAUAGUGAGGAUUUUGCACCAAAAUGCAUUUACGGAAAGAAAGACCCGUUUGCCGACAAACAAGCAGCGGGCGACGAAGAUGUUCCUCCGAUCCGCCCAAGAGAUGAACCGAAAUUCAAAUGGCAAAGAUGGGCUAUGCUGGAAGAACAGCACGAUGUACUCGGACCAGAAUUUCCUCCCGAGUUAAAGUGGAUCGAUCCCAAAGUGAAAACGCUAUUGCGUAAACUUUGUGAACCUCUAAAUGUAAACUUUUCGCCUUACGAAACUCCCAGUUCCAUGUAUAUACUGGUAAUAAAGGAAACGACGUCGGAAACCCUUUCUGAAAUGGGAAGUCAGAGUCAGAUAUACAUUGGCGGUGCGGACGAAGGAAUCAAAAAGCGGUUUUUAGAGGGAGAUGACUGCCAUUGUAUUAAAAUGAAACAAAGCUUCAACGAAAUCAGUAAAAUGGAGGAGUUCAAACCGUCCGCAACAUCACUACUGAUAGAAUUACGAUUACUGCUGGCGAUUUCGAGGCAAGAACCGUAUGCUCUAUUCGCCGUGAGGACAUUUGAAGAUCCACGCACCCUUGGACGCGAAGUUCACGACCUUAUUACAAAGGCUUUGUAUUUAGAUAACGAUGAAAUAUGGGGACCAGCAGUCAAUAUGAAAUUUGGUCUUAACGUUAAAGAAGAAAUGAAGAAGAGAAGAAAAUACCUCCCCGAUCAUUUUCCAGGUUCUAAACGGAAAAAUAAAAGAUGAUUUAUUGAAUCGUGUUUUGUAUUUCAUUUCGACCGUUCUUGAAUCAAAUACUUUAUAUUUUUGCAAUUAACAAUGAGAUGUAUUUGAAAUAAUUCCUAUUAUCACGUCAUGGAGACUUUUAAGUAGCAUUGCACUUUUUGUGCGCAGUUCUGGCUGAUGUAGUUUUCCGUCCAAUCAGCAAUCCCAUAAGUCCUCAUUAAUGUUCCCUAUUUUCGUAACGAUGGUACUUCAUCUUCAAUCUUGCUAAAUGUAAAGAUUUGCUGAAAAUAAGAUCUAAUUUUUAUUCCUCGCAAUUAUUUACUUCGUCAACUUCUAAAUCUAGAAUGAUUAAA